UCAGUAAUCAGCCCCAAAAAAGCUGGGAACUGAGGACACUUUUCUCUAACUUUCUUCGAAAACCUCAAAACCCCGAACUUAUCUUUUCCCCAAAUCUCAGUUUCCUCUAAUUCCCUUCAGAUCUGAACUCAAAAACCCUAAUCAUCCUUCGAUCUUACGAUUCGAUUCCUCAGCUGCCGUAACCGUUUAUUCUUCGGCUGCGGCGCAAUGUCGAGCUUCCACGUCGGCGGCAAGGUGGUUGACCGCGUCGAUUUGAUGCGGAAGAAACAACUGCCGUGGCGACUCGACGUUUGGCCCUUCGCUGUUCUCUACGGCGUAUGGCUCGCCUCGAUCCUCCCGAGCCUGGACUUCGUCGACGCCGCCAUCGUUUUCGGCGGCCUCGUUGCUCUCCAUAUCCUCGUUUGGCUUUUCACCGGUUGGUCCGUUGAUUUCAAGUGUUUUGCACAUUUCAGCAAGGUCAGAGAUAUUCACCAAGCUGAUUCUUGCAAGAUAACGCCGGCGAAGUUUUCCGGUUCCAAAGAGGUCGUGCCGCUCAGGUUUCGGAAAAUUCCUGCAGGUUCUUCAUCGGCGACGGAUCUGGAGGAGAUUUACUUUGAGUUUAGAAAACAGUGUUUUGUAUUUUCAAAUGAGAAGGGAACAUUUUGCAAACUUUCUUAUCCUACAAAGGAAACAUUUGGACAUUAUCUCAAGUGUAGUGGGCAUGGCUCUGAAGCUAAAAUCCUUGCUGCUACAGAGAAAUGGGGGCGGAAUGUAUUUGAUUAUCCUCAGCCAACCUUUCAGAAAUUGAUGAAAGAGCAUUGCAUGGAGCCUUUUUUUGUUUUUCAGGUUUUCUGUGUGGGUCUCUGGUGUUUGGAUGAAUAUUGGUAUUACAGUUUGUUCACUCUAUUUAUGCUGUUUAUGUUUGAAUCAACCAUGGCAAAGAGUCGGUUGAAGACUCUUACUGAGUUAAGGCGUGUUAGAGUGGAUAGUCAGAUCCUUAUGGUCCAUCGUGGUGGCAAGUGGGUUAAACUCUCUGGUACGGAUCUUUUGCCUGGGGAUGUUGUCUCUAUAGGACGCUCUUCUGGUCAGAAUGGCGAGGAGAAGUCUGUACCUGCAGACAUGCUUAUAUUGGCUGGAAAUGCAAUUGUGAAUGAAGCUAUUCUGACAGGCGAGUCUACUCCUCAAUGGAAGGUUUCAAUCACGGGAAGGGGAAACGAGGAGAAGUUGUCAAUAAGGCGAGAUAAAAGUCAUGUCUUAUUUGGUGGAACCAAAAUACUGCAGCACACUCCAGAUAAGACUUUCCCUCUGAAAACGCCUGAUGGUGGCUGCCUGGCUGUUGUGCUUAGAACGGGGUUCGAAACUAGUCAAGGAAAGUUGAUGCGAACAAUCUUAUUCUCCACAGAAAGGGUUACUGCCAAUAGCUGGGAAAGUGGACUGUUCAUCUUAUUCUUGGUUGUAUUUGCUCUGAUUGCUGCUGGUUAUGUGCUUAUCAAGGGAUUAGAGGAUCCCACAAGAAGCAAGUACAAACUUAUACUAAGUUGUUCACUUAUUGUUACUUCUGUGAUUCCGCCCGAGUUACCGAUGGAGUUAUCAAUUGCUGUAAAUACUUCCUUGAUUGCAUUGGCGCGACGUGGGAUUUUUUGCACAGAGCCUUUCCGAAUACCAUUUGCUGGGAAGGUUGAUAUAUGUUGUUUUGACAAGACUGGGACACUGACAUCUGAUGACAUGGAAUUUUCUGGAGUUGUUGGUUUGAAUGGAACCACGGAUUUGGAAUCUGACAUGAGUAGAGUGCCAGUGCGAACUGUGGAAAUCCUGGCUUCUUGCCAUGCUUUGGUAUUUGUUGAUAAUAAGCUGGUUGGUGAUCCUCUUGAGAAGGCUGCACUUAAGGGAAUUGAUUGGAGUUAUAAAUCUGAUGAGAAGGCUAUUCCAAAAAAGGGUAGUGGCCAACCUGUCCAAAUUGUUCAGCGGUACCAUUUUGCAUCUCACUUAAAACGAAUGGCUGUUAUUGUUCGCAUUCAGGAGGAGUUUUUUGCCUUUGUGAAGGGUGCCCCAGAAAUUAUUCAAGAUAGGCUCAUUGACGUACCACCAUCAUAUGUUGAAACCUACAAGAAGUAUACGCGUCAGGGGUCUCGUGUUCUUGCUUUGGCCUACAAGUCUCUUCCUGACAUGACAGUCAGUGAAGCUAGAGGCUUGGAUAGGGAUGGAGUAGAGAGUGGACUUACUUUUGCUGGUUUUGUGUUGGUAUCAAGUUAUUUUCAGGUAUUUAAUUGUCCUAUAAGGUCAGAUUCGGCCAUUGUUUUAUCCGAACUGAAAGGGUCUUCACAUGACUUGGUGAUGAUUACUGGUGACCAAGCUCUGACAGCUUGCCAUGUUGCCAGCCAAGUUCAUAUUAUAUCAAAACCUACAUUAAUCCUUGGCCCAGCAAGUGAUGGUGUGGGAUAUAAAUGGAUGUCCCCUGAUGAGACUGCAAAUAUUCCCUACAGCGAGAAAGAGGUUGAGUCUUUAUCGGAAACUCAUGAUCUGUGUGUUGGAGGUGAUUGCUUUGAAAUGUUGCAACAGUCAUCAGCUCAUCUUCGAGUUAUUCCUUAUGUGAAGGUGUUUGCUAGAGUUGCACCUGAACAGAAAGAACUUAUCCUGACCACUUACAAGACAGUGGGACGGAUAACUUUGAUGUGUGGGGAUGGAACCAAUGAUGUUGGGGCAUUGAAACAGGCCCAUGUAGGAGUUGCUCUUCUAAAUGUGAUGCCUCCAACUCAAAGUGGAAACUCCUCUAAAGAGUCAGCUGGGGAAGAAGGUUCAAAAUCUGUCAAAACGAAGAAAUCCAGGCCUGCACUAGAAGCGCCUGGAAAGAGUGGAGAAGGCACUUCAAAAGCCACAGUUGUUUCAAAAUCAGAUCCUAUCAACCGUCAUCAGGCAGCUGUUGAUAUGCAACGACAGAAGCUCAAGAAGAUGUUUGAAGAGCUUAACGAGGAAGAUGGCCGUGCCCCCGUUGUCAAGCUUGGUGAUGCGUCAAUGGCAUCCCCUUUCACUGCAAAGCAUGCAUCUGUUGCUCCCACCACUGACAUAAUUCGUCAAGGUCGGAGUACCCUGGUGACAACCCUCCAGAUGUUUAAAAUUUUGGGCCUCAACUGCCUUGCUACUGCAUACGUGUUGAGUGUCAUGUAUCUGGAUGGUGUCAAACUAGGUGAUGUGCAGGCCACAAUAAGUGGUGUCUUCACUGCUGCGUUUUUCCUCUUUAUCUCCCAUGCCCGCCCUCUUCCCACCCUCUCAGCUGAACGUCCCCACCCCAAUAUCUUCUGUGCUUAUGUUUUCCUUUCCCUUAUGGGGCAAUUUGCCAUUCACUUAUUAUUCUUGAUCUCAUCUGUGAAAGAGGCUGAAAAAUACAUGCCAGAUGAAUGCAUCGAACCAGAUGCAGAUUUUCAUCCCAACUUGGUCAACACUGUUUCAUACAUGGUCAGCAUGAUGCUUCAGGUUGCUACUUUUGCCGUGAACUACAUGGGCCAUCCCUUCAACCAGAGUAUCUCAGAAAACAAGCCGUUCCGGUACGCUCUUAUAGCAGCCGUAGGUUUCUUUACAGCGAUUACAUCUGAUCUCUUCAGGGACUUAAAUGACUGGUUGAAGUUGGUGCCACUGCCAGUGGGAUUGAGGGACAAACUAUUAAUAUGGGCACUUCUAAUGUUUUUGAUAUGCUACUCAUGGGAGAGACUAUUGAGAUGGGCCUUCCCUGGCAAGAUCCCUGCAUGGAAGAAGCGCCAAAGGCACGCGGUAUCUAACUUUGAAAAGAAAAAAGAGGUCUAAGUGGUGGAGAGAUGUGAUAAAAGAAUACGGUUACCAUGGGCAAUGCAGUGAUGGUUAGGUCAGAGACUUGAGCUAGUUAGGAGAAAUACUUGGCACGAUGAAUUUUGUUAGUCUCAUAGUUAUUUUCCCAUUUGAUGGACGGAGAGAUUAUCUAAUGUCAAAAUCAUUUUUGGGAGAAAGGUAUGGAUUUUAGAGCUCGUGCCCUCCCUAGUUAUCUCAGAUGUUUUGCUUAGUACAGGAGUUUUUUAUUGUUUAAAUGCUACUAUUCAUUUUACCAAACACAGGAACGAACUUAAACUAAUUUUCCUUUGCAACUUCUUACCAAGUUAAACGAGUUUAUUUGAAUA
Arachis stenosperma is the source of this 4124-nucleotide messenger RNA. Its product is annotated as probable manganese-transporting ATPase PDR2. The record is from RefSeq and is a predicted model, not a curated record. The transcript is spliced from 21 exons. Bases 208 to 3777 code for a protein of 1189 amino acids. Gene Ontology annotation, molecular function: P-type ion transporter activity; ATP hydrolysis activity; ATP binding. NCBI's taxonomy places the organism in Eukaryota, Viridiplantae, Streptophyta, Magnoliopsida, Fabales, Fabaceae. Gene Ontology annotation, cellular component: endoplasmic reticulum membrane. Gene Ontology annotation, biological process: intracellular calcium ion homeostasis.